AUGAAAUCUAAAAGUUCUAUUAUAAAAGUUUUAAUUUUGAUAUGCUUCUUAAGUGUUAUUAAUGGUGCUGAUUUUGGUUUUAAAAAUGUUUUCAAAUCAACGGUAGAUGUAACAUCGGGCGUUGCAAAAGAUGUAGCCAAUAAAUUGCCUACACCAAAAGGUCUUUUCGAGACCAGUAAACAAGUGAUAGCUGGCUAUCCAUUUGAGUUUGUAUCGACUUCUGUAAAUAAAAUAUGCUCUUCCGCUUUAGCGUCACAGACCAUAACUCCCAAAUUUUCACCCGACAUUAACAAAAUGCAAUUUCAACUAAGAACGGCCUGUGAUAGAUACAGUUUUCCAUUAUUGAGAGCCAAUGAUAUGUGGACAAGUCCACAUUUUGAUCCAAAUAAAAAAGUUGUUAUCUUAGCAACAGGAUGGACCACUACCGUUAAUGAAACCGAUACAAUUGAUGUAUUCGCCAAAGCCUAUAAUUGUAGAGGAGAUGUUAAUUUUGUGGCCGUUGAUGCUGCUAGUUUUGUGGAUACUUUGUACACUUGGUCUGCCUUUAAUACCGAAGAUUUGGGCAUGAAUAUUGCUGAGGGUCUUAAACAAUUAAUUAAAAUUGUACCAGUACAAAAUAUACAUUUGAUAGGUCACAGUUUGGGUGCACAUAUAAUGGGUUCUGCAGGUCGUAAUUUCCAAUUGAUGACUGGCAUGUCUAUACCCCGUAUAACUGGCUUGGAUCCCGCCAAACCCUGUUUUAAUGAGGGUGAAACACUUUCGGGUCUAUUGAGAGGUGAUGCUGAUUUUAUCGAUGUUAUCCAUAGUAAUCCUGGUGUUUUGGGUAAACGUGAUCCUAUGGGUGAUAUAGAUUUCUAUCCUGGUGGUUUGGAUCCUUUACCCACCGGUUGUCUUAGUGUCGUUUGUGCUCAUGCCCGAGCUUGGGAAUAUUUUGCUGAGACUGUAUAUCCGGGCAAUGAAUUUAAUUUCAUAGGAGCUCGCUGCAGCUCUUUAACACGCUUGCGCGAGGGUAAAUGCCCUAGUAAAGAGGUGCCUAUGGGUUAUGCCGUACCCUUUGAUGUUAAGGGUAACUAUUUCUUGGAGGUCAAUGGUGAAGCCCCAUAUGGCAGGAAUGGCAACAAACAUCGUUCAUUGAAUUUUGCUGAAUGUGGCAACUGUGAGGAGAAGAAGAAUUAGUUAACUUAUGAGAUUAUUUCUUAAGAAACUGUUAGCUUUUAUGUUUAACUUUGUUAAUAUUUUUUCCAACAUUUUAUUAACAUUUAAUAAUUGUUAUUAGAUUUUAUGUGUGCAUUUUUUAAUACCAGUUAUGUUAAGUAAUAACAUUAUGUAUUAUGUAGGUUUUCUUACAAAAAAAAUCUAUUAUUAAAAGUUAUUAAAAUUUAA
Molecule: messenger RNA, 1383 nt
Organism: Lucilia cuprina (Australian sheep blowfly)
Lineage: Eukaryota; Metazoa; Arthropoda; Insecta; Diptera; Calliphoridae
Product: vitellogenin-3-like
Exons: 3
Coding region: 1-1176 (391 amino acids)
Biological process (GO): lipid metabolic process
Molecular function (GO): lipase activity
Source: RefSeq, a predicted model, not a curated record